This is a messenger RNA of Zychaea mexicana, 2383 nucleotides long. RefSeq lists its product as uncharacterized. The transcript has 9 exons. The record is from RefSeq and is a predicted model, not a curated record. Gene Ontology annotation, cellular component: plasma membrane. Lineage: Eukaryota; Fungi; Mucoromycota; Mucoromycetes; Mucorales; Lichtheimiaceae. Gene Ontology annotation, biological process: protein processing. Gene Ontology annotation, molecular function: metalloendopeptidase activity. Bases 1 to 2331 code for a protein of 776 amino acids.
AUGUUUGAUCUUUUUGUGGGCGCAGAUCCAGUUCCAGCAGCCGCUCCAGAAUGUCAGACACAACCUUGCAUUGAAGCAGCAAAAUCAAUUAAAGAGUUUGCUGACUUCAACGCUGAUCCGUGCGACGACUUUUAUCAAUACGCAUGCGGGAACUGGCUUAAAAGCAAUCCUACCAUACCUGACGACAAAACCCGUACCGGUACUCUGACCACCAUCGAUGACGAGAAUAAAGAUACGAUGCGCGCCAUAUACGAAGGCACUUAUGACGACCUGAUCCAAAGCAUUACAUGGCAAGAUGUUCCGAAAGAUUUCCAUGUUUCAGAACAAAAGCAAAUUGACGAGCAAAACUUUCAAAAAGUCCAAGACUACUAUAACGUAUGCAUGGACGUUGCCGCAAUUGAUGCACAAGGACCAACUCCGGCCUAUCCACUGAUUGCUAAGGUGAUGGCUGCUUUCGAAAAUGGGAAUGCUGUUGACGUCGAAGCAUUGACCGCUGCAAUAAUCGAGUUGGACAGUAACCAAGCGGCAUCCUCGCUAUUCGACACAUACAUCGAUGCCGACGAUAAGCAGCCUGAUAUCUACGCCAUCAAGUUGAGCCAGCCUAGUCUAACGCUUCCCAAAGCGUAUUACGCCCAGCCAGACGGUCUUGAAAUUUAUCGCCAAAGCAUGGUUGACUUAUUGGAUAAGGCAUUGGGUGGCGGAGCUGUUGGCACCAGCAGUGGCAGUAGUAGUGUCGGCGGGAUUGCUGCACUCAAAUCGCAGAAGGCGCAAGAGGCAAACCUAAAGUUGCUUUCCAAGGCGGAAAUUAGCGCCACCGUUGAUCGCUUUAUACAAUUUGAGAAACAGUUGGCCUCCAUUAGUUUGGAUCCAGAUCGGCUUCAAGAUCCUCGACAACUGUAUAACCCUAUGCCCUUGGCCGAUCUGCAAGCCAAAUACCCCUUGAUUGAUUGGAAGAAUUACUUUGAGUCGCUGACGGCGCCAGGAUCAUCUGCACCAGACUACGCCAUCGUACAAACCCCCUCAUACUUUGCAAAUCUGACUUCCCUGCUUCAGAAGAGUUCAUCAGCUACAACAGCGAGCACUGAUGGCGCCAAUCAGCAACAACAACAGCAGAACGCCAACAUGGAUCAAGCCAUCAAAGACUAUUUUAUGGUUAAAACGCUUCUAAAAUGGCUCUAUGCUCUUGAUUCGGAUUCACGAGACGCAUGGCAGCCUGUAUACACGAAAUUGCUGGGUGGCACAACAGCCAUUCCUCCUCGAUACCGCACCUGUGUUAGCUACACAGAUGGCUCGCUCGGCAUGUUGCAAGGACGUUACUUUGUCAUGCGCAAAUUUGGCGGCGAUCAAGAACGUGACCGUCUCGAAAAUAUCAUUGCCACAGUCCAUGAAACUUUGUUGAAUCUUUUGGCAGGUAGUGAAUGGCUUGACAAACAGACACUUGAGGCCGCUAUUCAAAAGGCCAACGCAAUCAAGUACAAGGUCGCUUAUAGUACCUUGUCGCCCGAUGAGCGUGUCCCGCAAGCUCUACAAGACUAUUAUAGCACCGCUACUGUUUCAAAAGAUUCGUUCAUGGCAACUGAGCUGAGCAUCACGGCAUGGCAGGUCAAUAUGAUGCGCUCCAAGAUUGAUAAACCGCUAGACAAGAAUGAGUGGCAUAUGACUGCAGAUACGGUAAACGCAUACUAUAACCCAUCGGUGAAUGAGAUCGCAGUACUGGCCGGUAUUGCUCAAAGCCCUGUCUACAGCCCGGAUGUACCUGAUUAUCUCUUGUAUGGCUCAUUAGGUUUCCUCAUUGGUCAUGAGCUUACUCAUGCAUUUGAUCGAAGUGGUCGGCUAUACGAUCCUGAUGGCAAAUUGAAUGACUGGUGGUCAGCCGCAACAGCACAACAUUUCGAGGAGAGAUCGCAAUGUUUUAUCGAGCAGUACAAUGGAUUCUCGUUCCAAGGACCCAACAAUAAGACAGUUCAUCUAAACGGAAAGUUGAGCCUAGGUGAGAACAUGGCCGAUAAUGGAGGUGUUGUCGCAGCAUACACUGCUUUUGAGCAAUUGUGGACUGGUGGCCCGCUAGCUAGUGGUCAACCGCAACCAAAGCACGAGAGAUUGCCUGGAAUCAAUCUAUCACCAGAAGCCUUGUUCUUUGUCAGUUUUGCUAGGGACUGGUGCAGUAUGCGACGGCCGGAAUCUUCCUUUGUAUUGGCAACCACGGAUCCGCAUGCCUUGGAACGUUUCAGAGUUAUUGGUCCUCUCCAAAAUAAUCCAAAGUUUUCAGAAGCUUUUCAAUGUCCAUCUGGAAGCUACAUGAAUCCGCAAAAGAAGUGUACUCUUUGGUGAACCCUUUGAGCUUGUACAAGCCGUAGUAUAAUUUCCCAUUAACACAAACCAG